AAAAACAUGCCAGUUUGCAAACAGAACUAACCUGAUACGUAGUUCUGAACACUUUCUUGACAAUACUUUACUAUAUCAAUUUUCCAACAGCUGUUUAACAGAUAUAAUGAAUGGUGUCUUUGAUCGAGCUAAGAACAAUAUUCUUAAAAAAUUAAUUUUAACGAAUGUGCACUUGCAAAAAAUAUCAAAAAACGCUCUGUCCGGGUUGAAAAACUUGGAAACAUUAUAUUUAGAUCAGAACCAAUUAGAAAACAUUGCUUCUGGUGUUUUAAACGGUUUAAAGAAUUUGCAAUAUCUUAAUAUUUCCAGAAAUAGGCUUGCUGGGUCUUUGGAAAAACAAAAUUUUACAGGCGUCGGAAUUGAAUUAAAAACUUUAGAUUUGAGUUUUAAUCGUAUUGAGUUCAUAAAAAUUGAUUGCUUGGAAUGGUUUGCUGAAUUACGCGUUUUUAACAUCUCUCAUAAUCGUUUAACAACUCUGCCUUCGUUCACUUAUAAUGUGAACUUGAACCAUGUUAUAAUAUCCAACAAUAAUAUAAUUGAAAUUGGAGAUAAUACUUUUCCGAGAAAGGAUAGUAUGGACUCAAUUGAUUUAUCUUAUAACAACAUAUCAAUAAUAUCAAAGACUUCGGGAUUACAUUGGUACAACAUGAUAUCAAGCCUAAAAUUGGAUAACAACUCUCUGAAUGAUAUAAGCACAAUUGUACGAAAUACUAAAAUUAGUCAAUUAUCAAUUAAAAAUAAUCUUAUUGAUAACAUCACAUGUGGUUCAUUCUGCUCAGAAUUAGAUGUGAGUCAUCUAAAUUUGACUAUUUUAACGAAUAUUUCUUUGUGUAAUACUGGAACAGUUUUUAAGGCAUCUCACAAUAAUUUGAAACAAAUGCCAAUAUGGACAGGCAUGGAGAUGGUAAAAAUAGUUGAAUUGCAGUAUAACAAAAUUUCAAAAAUACCUUUAGGAACUUUCAAAAACUUUAAGUUUUUAAACUAUUUGAGACUGGACAAUAAUAAAAUUGCAUUUUUAGAUACUGGGGUGUUUUUUGGCUUAGGAUCUCUGUCAAGUUUGAACUUGUCUUUUAAUGCACUCUCGACAAUUGAUCACCACGUUUUAUUUGAUUUGAGAUUACUGACAACUUUAUACCUCGAGGGUAAUAUGUUGACAACCUUGCCUAUUGAGGAUAUAUUCAAAGUAUUACCUAAUUUAGAAAAUUUAGGUCUGAAUAAAAAUCACUGGCAUUGUGCAACAUUAAUGUCCAUAUUGCAAUUUAUGAUGGGUCAUGGAAUUAAGCAUGUUCAUCAUGAAUCAUUGAUUGGACAUGUUCCAAAUUUGGGUGGGAUUCGUUGUUGGCCUGAAAAUAAAACUGAUAUGAUAUUUGAUAAUAGCACUAAAAUUAGUGGAACAAGUGGAAGUACUAUUUUGACUGGAAUCACGGAAUUUACGACUGUGCCUACUACAACCAGGAAUGUCACUAUCAUUCCAACUGUGGAAGAUGCAGUGAAGUCUACUACACCAAAUUCUUUAUCAACGACUACAAAACUGAUCAAACCAACUAUGCUUUCACAAAAUACUUCCUCAACUCAUUUCAUAACUUCAACCAUCUUUAAUAAACCAACUGUAACUUCAACCAUCUUCAAUAAAUCAACUGUGACAAAUUUUGGAGCAUCUGGAGAUCCAUCGAAACAAUCUGAAAAAUUGUAUCAAGAUCGUUUACCUGUGAUGGAUGAAUCCAUCAAAAGAGUUGAAGCAAAAGUAGAAUCUGGAAUUUAUGAAAUAAAAAAUAUAUUUGUAAUUCUUGUAAUUCUUGUAGCAUGUGUCUUAUGUAUACAAAUUUACAAAUUUUAUAGCACAAACAUCAGAAAACGUUCUCAUUUAAUUGCAAUGAAUACAAAUCAACAGCCUUUAACAGCAGAAAUUGAAAUAAUCACGGAAUUUACGACUGUGCCUACUACAACCAGGAAUGUCACUAUCAUUCCAACUGUGGAAGAUGCAGUGAAGUCUACUACACCAAAUUCUUUAUCAACGACUACAAAACUGAUCAAACCAACUAUGCUUUCACAAAAUACUUCCUCAACUCAUUUCAUAACUUCAACCAUCUUUAAUAAACCAACGGUAACUUCAACCAUCUUCAAUAAAUCAACUGUGACAAAUUUUGGAGCAUCUGGAGAUCCAUCGAAACAAUCUGAAAAAUUGUAUCAAGAUCGUUCACCUGUGAUGGAUGAAUCCAUCAAAAGAGUUGAAGCAAAACUAGAAUCUGGAAUUUAUGAAAUAAAAAAUAUAUUUUACGGAAACUACAUCGAAAAUCUGGAAUUCGUCGAGAGCAAUUUAACAGAAAUAACUAAUGGUGUUUUUGAUCGAACUGAGAACUAUGAUCUUCAAAUUUUAAGUUUAAAGGAUGUCCACUUAAAAACAAUAUCAAGAAACGCCUUCUCCGGUUUGAAAGCGUUAGAAACUUUAAAUUUAGAAGAGAACCAACUAGAAAGCAUAGUUCCUGGUGUUUUAAACGGUUUGGACCAAUUGCAAUAUCUAACAAUUUCUAACAAUUUGCUUGCUGGUUCAUUGGAGAAACAAAAUUUUACAGGUAUAGGAAUUCAUUUGAAAGCCUUAGAUCUGAGGUUUAAUCGUAUCGAAUUCAUAGAAAUGAAUUGUUUAGAGUUAUUUGAACAAUUAAGAAUUACAGGCGGUUUAUUCUGCUCAGAUCUGUAUGUGUCUGGUUUAAAUUUGACGCUUUUAACAAAUAUUUCCUUGUGUAAUACUGGAAAAGUUUUCAAGGCAUCUCACAAUAAUUUGGAACAAAUGCCAAUGUGGACAGGCAUGGAGAUGGUGCAAAUUGUCGAACUGCAGUAUAACAAAAUUUCAAAAAUACCUUUAGGAACAUUUAAAGACUUCAAAUUUUUAAAUUCGUUAAGACUGGACAACAAUAAAAUAGCAUUUUUAGAUACUGGGGUGUUUUUUGGUUUAGGAUCUCUGACAAGUAAUAUGUUGACAGCCUUACCUUACGAUGAUCUAUUUAAAGUAUUACCUAAUUUAACAAGUUUGGGUCUAAACAAAAAUCACUGGCAUUGUUCAACAUUGAUGUCCAUUUUGCAGUCCAUGCUUAGUCAUAAAAUUAGCCAUGUUCAUCAUGAACCAUUGGAUGGUCUCGUUCCAAAUUUGGAUGGGAUACGUUGUUGGCCUGGAAACAAAACUAACGUAAUAUUUGGUGCCAGCACCCAAGUUAUGGAUAAUGUAGUAAAAACAAGUGAAACUGCUAUUUUGACAACAACCAAACAAUUUACCUCUGUGCCAACAACUACCAGGAGUGUCACUAUUGUUCCAACUGCGAAAGAAACCAUCAUAUCAACUACAGAAAGCAAUUACUUUCCAACUUUUGCAUCAACGACUUCAAAAUUGAUCGAACCAACUAUAGUUUCAAGAAGUGGCCCAGAUAAUUCACCAUCAACUUCCUCAACUCGUUCUUUGACAACUUUAGGUGACUUUUUUCAACCAACUAUUACAAUUUUUGAACCUGCAGUAGAACGUUCGAAACAGUUUGAAAAAUUGUAUCAAGAACGUUUAAUUAUGGAUGAAUCUAGCAAAAAAGAUGAUAAAAAACUAAGUAAUAUAGAAUCUGUUUAUAAUAAGCAUUUUAGAAAACGCAGACAAGCUGUUAAUAUGCCUAUAAGUCAACAGCCUUUGUCAGACGAAAUUGAAAUUUAG
Ctenocephalides felis (cat flea) is the source of this 3691-nucleotide messenger RNA. RefSeq lists its product as uncharacterized. Gene Ontology annotation, cellular component: extracellular matrix. NCBI's taxonomy places the organism in Eukaryota, Metazoa, Arthropoda, Insecta, Siphonaptera, Pulicidae. Gene Ontology annotation, molecular function: protein binding. The record is from RefSeq and is a predicted model, not a curated record. The coding region runs from base 107 to 3691 and encodes 1194 amino acids. The transcript has 6 exons.